AUGUUCUGGCGCUUUGGGGGAUAUGCGAGUAUCUCCACCAUCGAUACCCUGCUCGACAAACCCGAGGUCACUCUCGAGGAGCUCCUGGAUGAGCCCGAAAUUAUUCAAGAGUUGAAACAGCACAAUACAAAACUGAUCGAAUACCUGCGCGAUGACCAUGUCUUGAAACGGCUUAUGGAUUAUGUCACGGCACCGAGCCUGGUGACUGAUGACCAAAAAAAUGAUGAUGAUUCCAAAGCGAAGGAUGAUACUUCGAAGGACGGGGAUGCUUCCACAGAGCAGACGGACGAGGAUAAGGAGAAGGAGGGGGAUCCGCUGAAGGAUAUUCUCGAUCCGGAUGACCUGGAGAGAGUCGAGAAGAACCGCUUGAAGCAUGCUUAUAUUGCUUGUGAAAUUCUCUCAUCCGAGACAUGGUCCAUCCUUGAAUCUAUGAUGGCAAACCCUUCAUAUUUGCGAGACUUCUGGGGCUUCUUGCGACGUUCCCCACCUCUGGACGCUUCGCAGGCUAGCUACUUCACUAAAGUCAACGAGACCCUGCUUGAUAAGAAGACCGAGGAGAUGCUAGAUAUCCUCAAGUCACUCGAAGGAAUCGUCCCGGCAUUGUUGCAGCAUGUUGAUAACCCAAUGGUCAUGGAUCUUCUGCUGAAGAUUAUCAGUCUUGAGAAGGCAGAUGGUGGCCAAGGUACCGUCGACUGGCUCAAAUCACAGAAUCUAAUCCCCGGUCUUCUAUCUUUCCUGUCGCCCGACCACCCGGCGUCCGUUCAAACCUCAGCAGGUGAUUUCCUGAAAGCGAUCAUCACCAUCUCUGCAAAUGCAAGUCCAAAUGACCAGUCAUGUAUUGGUCCUAACAGCUUGACACGUCAGCUAGUCUCGGCUCAAUGUGUGCAGCAGCUCAUUGAUGCUAUGCUCCAGGGAGGCAAUCCGCUGACCGUCGGCGUGGGCAUCGUCAUUGAAGUCAUUCGCAAGAACAACUCUGACUACGACCCCGAGUCUCUUGGCUCGCCCGAUCAAAUGCUCAGCACGUACGACCCAAUCUACCUGGGAACGUUGCUUCGUCUUUUUGCCAAACAUAUUCCCCAGUUCAUGGCUCUCAUUCAGAGCUCCAAACACACCAUUCAUGAUGGAAACAAGCUCAAGGUUGUUGAGCGAGGAAAACUGAACUCUGCAUGGGGUGGCCAAAUUGAGCCGCUUGGCUUUGACCGAUUCAAGACUUGCGAGUUGAUGGCAGAGCUGCUUCAUUGCAGUAACAUGGGCCUUCUGAACGAACCAGGCAGUGAUGAGUAUGUCAGGCAGAGGGACGAGGAGCGUGAGCGGUUGAUUCGCGAGGGCGCUUUUGACUUUCACCGAGACGAGCACUCUGGAAUGGACUACAAUGAUACCACCGCCGAUUUCGCGAACGAUUCAGCCCUCGCUUCCGGCUCUCCAGGAGACACCAAAACAACAGAAGCACAACAGGCGGGUGAAGAAGAAGGCUUUGAGGAUGUCGGUGCAUCCGGUAUCUUAGUGGACGAGAAAGCUGGUGCGACCACGACACCUACUGGAGACGCGCAGCCUAUGGAAUCAGUCACAGAGCUCCCCUCAACAGAUAAUGCAGCAGAGCGAAGUCUUUCCGAAGAAGCCACAAAUACCCCUCAGAGUCCUGUCGAGGUCGUUGACCCUGCGUCGCCUACUGCUGGUCUAGCUGAACAAGUCAGCAGCAUCAAUCUUGAGAACACACCACAAAACGAUCAGCAAGAGUCCAAAAAGGACACCCAAGGGCCUGAGGCUUCUACUGCCCAAGACGUCCCAGCUCCUCUGUUCGCGCACGAACAAGAAUCGGAUUCAAAUCCGACCCCUGCCGGCCAAACGAAAGAAAACUCCACAGUCAAUGAACAGGCUGAGGGAAAACACCCCUUCAACGACGGUGGCGAUGAGGACUCGGCGGAGCAGUACAUUCAGCUUGAUACUGACGGACGACCCGUUGUCGGUGAUUAUUUGAAGAUUCAGUUUGUGGAGAACCAAGUGGUCCCCACGAUUCUGGGCUUCUUCUUCCGUUUCCCAUGGAAUAAUUUCCUCCACAACGUUGUUUACGAUGUGAUUCAACAAGUCUUCAACGGGCCCAUGGAGCGAGGCUACAACCGAGCCCUCGCAGUCAAUGUCUUUGACACAGGGCGAAUCACCACUGCGAUUGUUGAAGGGCAGAAGCGUAGUGACGAGACCCAAAGGACCAAGCAGAUCCGCCUCGGGUACAUGGGACAUCUUACGCUUGUCGCAGAGGAGGUCGUCAAGUUCAGCGAGCGUCAUCCGCCAGAAUUGCUUUCGCACGCUGUUAUGGAGAGCGUCUUGAACCCUGACUGGAUUGAGUACGUCGAACAGACUUUGUCCGAGACUCGCGAGCGGGAUAAUGCCAUCCUCGGAGGUGUUCGCCCUGACAUGUCAUCUCGCCAGGCUAGUCUCAACAACUCCAACAACUCUGGCCAAGGCUUCUCCAAUUCCAAUGCUUUGUCAGACGCAGGAUUGAAUGGAGGAAUUGGUGGCUCGAGUUUCAAUACUUUUGACCUUAGCCAUGGAGGUAUCUCUGGGGGCGCAUUCGGUGCAGGUGGUGGCACCUCUCUUCUGAGCGGGUUUGCUAGCUCCAGUGACGAUGAGGAUGAAGAGAUGGAGGACCAGGAAGACAGAGACACCGGUAAUGCCGAUCAAGGCGACACUGAUGUGUCAACAAGUUCAGCCAGCCAACCUAUUCCCAUCUUGCCCCCGCCGCCUGCCCCAUUGAGCCUCGGUCCAUCCCGGGCACGCCGUCAAUUAGCUGCGCGCCUUGCCGCCCAAAAGCAACAAUCGUCCGAAGACGGCGAGGGUGAAGCCAGAGAGACAGAAGGAAGUGCGGACCGAGAGUCAGACUGGCCAAGCAACCCCUUCGUCAUUGCCGGGAUGGAUGAUGAUGGCGAGGGAGGCAACUCAGCUUUCCCUCAUAGUGACUUUGGUUCAGCCAAUGCCAAACAUUCACCUGCCCUACCCGGGUCAGGAUUCAGCCCUCCGGAUUCGUUGUCAACCAACUCCUCAGACGAGGAAGGCGGAGGUCGCCUAGAAUCUUUCAACCGCGCAGGCCGUUUCCCGCUCGACGUCGAGGAAGACGAUGACGACGAAAUGGGUGAGAUGGUUGGACCGAGCGGUGGCCUAAUGGACUCGGACGAUGAAGACGAGGCCAUCAUCAAUGAAUCAUUGGGUUACUCCAACCUCUCGGGUCCCAGACGAUACAAUAACUUCCCCCGCUCCCGGGCCGUGAGCUCCCAUUAUGAAGACGACGAUCAAAACGACAGUAGCGAUGGUGAGGAUGACGGGCUCGUGGAGAUCAGGGUCCCUGGCCGCAAGUCUUCGACUUCUAAUUAA
This is a messenger RNA of Penicillium bovifimosum, 3366 nucleotides long. Its product is annotated as SAPS family protein. The coding region runs from base 1 to 3366 and encodes 1121 amino acids. The transcript has 3 exons. NCBI's taxonomy places the organism in Eukaryota, Fungi, Ascomycota, Eurotiomycetes, Eurotiales, Aspergillaceae. Gene Ontology annotation, cellular component: cytosol; nucleus. The record is from RefSeq and is a predicted model, not a curated record. Gene Ontology annotation, molecular function: protein phosphatase regulator activity; protein phosphatase binding.